GCGUCACAAGGAUAUUGGAGACUUCCCCAGGAGUUGCUGAAGUGACUUUUGUGGAAAAGGAGCCUGCUGAACGCCACACAAUCGUCUCUUGGGAGCAACUGUUGUUCAGGUGUUGGGUUAAGUGAGCUGGAAAGUUUGAGGCACCAUGACUGCAAGCCAGCUCAGGCCUGGGAACACAGAGUGAUAUUUGCUCAUUCUUCUGUUGAAUGGAGAGGACUGCUUCUCCUGGACACGGUGUUCAUUCCUCUCAUUUUCAGAAAAACUCCUGUGUAUUACCUGAGGAUUUAAAGAACUUCUAUCUGAUGACCGAUGGCUUCCAGAUGACUUGGAGUGUGAAGACUGAUGAUACUCCAAUGCCCCUGGGCUCCAUGGUGAUUAACAGUGUCUCGAAGCUGUGUCGGCUUGGGGGUUCCUCUAUGUACACUCUGCCUAGUGCUCCAACUCUUGCUGACCUGGAAGAUGACACAGACGAGGAAGGUAAUGGAGACAAACCCGAGAAGCCACACUUCGAUUCUCGUAGUCUUAUCUUUGAAUUAGACCCAUGCAAUGGGAAUGGGAAAGUGUGUCUUGUUUAUAAGCAUGCUGAACCAGUGGUCUCCCCAGACACAGAGAUCUGGUUCCUGGACAGAGCUCUGUAUUGGCAUUUCCUCACCAAGACCUUCACAGCCUACUACCGCCUGCUCAUCACCCACCUGGGUCUCCCACAGUGGCAGUAUGCCUUCACCAGCUAUGGGGUCAGCCCCCAGGCCAAGCAAUGGUUUAACAUGUAUAAACCCAUAACCAUCAACACAGCACUCCUGUCUGAAGAAGCUGAUUCCUUUGUGAACAAGCUGGACCCCAAUAAAGUAUUUAAAAGCAAGAACAAAACUCCAGUGCUCAAGAAGAAACCACCUUCACAGCCACCAGGCUCCCAAAAGAGUCACACAAACAUGACCUCUGCCAAGACAUCCACGCUAGCUGGGAAUUCUUCAAGGAAGUGAGGCCAUCAAAUCUGACCCUGGACAACAUUUGCAAUAAGCUUUGAUGUUUUCUGCUGCAGAGUCUCAGUGGUCCAGACCAAGUUCCUUGUGCAUGAAUAGAUGUGCCCAUGGAAAACAUUGCAGCACUUGCAUGAAAUAUAACCACAAUGUGAAUGUAGUUCCUGGAGGGUCUUAGAAAAAAAACCAAACUUGAUACACCAAUUGCAUUCCCUUCUGCUACUUGAAGCAUGUACUUUUCAGAAGGCAUGAAGAAACCUUUGAUGUCACUGCUCUGUAGGGAAGUUUUUGUUCCUGUACAACAAGGAAGUUGAAAUCUAGCAGUGAAAUUAAAGCAAAUGUAGUUCACUGUAACUUUAACAGACCCAUGCUGAAGUAGAGGGUGUGAAGAUGUUUCUGCCAUGUCCCUUGAAAAAAAACUGUCCUGACCUUGCAUGCUGUGGGAGCAGGCUGGAAGCCACUGAACACAGAAGUAUCCUUCACUCCAGAUAGAAUCAAACCCUUCACUUCCCUGUGCUUCACCCAACCUCUGCUCUGAGAUUCACGGUACAAUGGGACUUGCGACUUCCAUAUCUCUGCAUUAACUGAGCCACUUGUGCAGCCCAGACCACUUUUUGGCCUUUGUGCUGUAUCUUUUCAAAUGGUGACAUGAUUUGAAACAAUCCUGAAGCCAGAAGCUGCAAGAUCCUUUGUUGCCUCCCUUUUGUGGGAGCUGCUGAGCAGAGAGUCAAUGGUGUUUAUUCCCAUCAGCCAGGAGGACCCCUCAGUUUGUCACACAUUCAUUUGCAAAGCUGGCCAUUGAAACAGACACUUUUCAGUUGGGAGGAUCUCACCAGGGGCCACUGAGAUCCUACACCCUUAGAAGCCCCUGAUGCUGUUUUCUCUACUGUAAAUUUUCAGGUUAGAACUGCACUUUAACCCAUUCACUGCUGGUUUUCAGUUACUCCUGUUUGUUUCCAUUACUUUUCUAUGCUAUUCUGUCUUCCAAAUAUGCUGGAAUCAUGGUAGCACACAACACAUUUUGUGCCUGAAUAUGGAUAUCAGAAUCACUGUCUUCAAGUAUUGAUUAUUUAAACAGCAUCAUCUCUAAUUUUUGAAAACACCAAUAAUUACAUAAGACAAACUUACCUCACAGGGAUGUUGUGAGGCUUUCAUGAGUAUUUGUAUGGCCUUCAGAAAGACAAAGCCAUCCUGUAAGUGCUUAAUAGUAUUUUAAUAAAUAUUUGAAUAUUUUCCUCCAAAUUGAUUGGGUAUUUGAAAAUGCUUUGGGGAGCACAUGGACAUGGGAUGCAAAGGAUGUAUGGGGAGAGCAGCGUUCAGGACGGAUUGUUUGGGGUAUUUUUUUAAUGCAUUAGAGAAUAUCUCACUGAGAAGGGAUGGGUUGCAGUGCUUUUAGCUAAUCCCUCUUGAGCUACUCAGAAAUUUCCCAUUUAUUUCGCAUAGGCCAAAAGACUGAACUGUGUGGCAGCUGUUCUACUUCUGUCCUGCAGUCACUGUACAAAAUCUCUGUAGCCAUCAGCCCCUGCUCAGGUGUGUUUUGCUGCUUCCAGCACUGCCAAGGGCCCACUUUCAAAUGCCAUUGCUGCAUUGCCUGGCAGCCACUCUGCCAUCCCCAGAUGACAAGAAAUCCUCUAAUGCACCCUCUCAAGCCCAUGUGCAUCUUGAGACACGUGAAGAUUUGUUGCAGCUCCUCUACUGAUAAAAAGUGAGCUCUAAUGAGAAAGCACACGUCAGUAUUUCCCACCCAACCCCACCCCAUGCCCUAGCAAUACCUCAGUUAUACUUUUAAUAUUGGGAUGAGAAUGAUUGUUGAAACCAGCCAUUUCCAGCCCUUUUCUGGAAUUCUUUGCAGUAGUGAUGUUCUGUCUCUUCCUACUCUUGGAGAUCUCCGUGUUGUUUAUUCAUGGCACCCAGCCUAGGGACUGCAAUUGUGUGCUUGACAUAUGUACCAUACUUGUGUAAGCACUUGCUAGAAAAGGUAAGACUCUUGUCACCCUCAUGGGAACAGCCAGCUUCUGAUAGUGUUCUGCUUUUAAUCCAGUGACACCUCAAACUUAAAAGGCUGUUGCAGGCUCACUUCUUCAUUCACCUGGAGGUAGCAGAAUUCCUGCAGCAGAGGGGCAACCUCUUACAUUUCUCAUGCAUUCAGAGUAGAAAAAAAGUAAGGGGGAGGGGAGUUUGUUCAGGUUUUUGGAGACGCUGUCACAAAAGUUCUCUGACUUCUCUUGUGGUGGUAGUUGGUGCAGCUCAACUCUAGUGUCAGUACACUCAUGAUUCUUUGAUGCCAGCGUGUUGCAGAAGAACUGUGGCAGGAUUCAGGAGACCCUGUAGUUUAGUUUAGUAAAUUUUUAAUGCUUCCUGAAUGUUCAGAUCAAAAAACAAAAACAAAAA
This is a messenger RNA of Cyanistes caeruleus (blue tit), 3368 nucleotides long. It is a transcript of the gene TPGS2, whose product is annotated as tubulin polyglutamylase complex subunit 2. The record is from RefSeq and is a predicted model, not a curated record. Gene Ontology annotation, biological process: protein polyglutamylation. NCBI's taxonomy places the organism in Eukaryota, Metazoa, Chordata, Aves, Passeriformes, Paridae.